Molecule: messenger RNA, 2089 nt
Organism: Dacryopinax primogenitus
Lineage: Eukaryota; Fungi; Basidiomycota; Dacrymycetes; Dacrymycetales; Dacrymycetaceae
Exons: 2
Source: RefSeq, a predicted model, not a curated record
UCCUCCAAACUGGUCACAAACCCCAACACCAGGGGGGACGAUGCCCUACCCCUACUCCUACCCCCAACCGGCGCAGACGAUGGCCCACCACUUGCCUGGUGCGCAGCCGCCUCCUCGUGCUUCUCCUUCCGGGCCAAGGAGGGAGAGUGUGGGUGCUCCUCCGCCUAAACCGCUCGGGUUACCAGAGAAUAGGGACUUCUUCGCCCCACCCGUAUCUGGGAACGGCAAGGGCAAAGGGAACGGACGCGUCACACCGCAGAACGACCCGCAUAGGCGGGGCAUGUAUAUCCCCGGAUCUCCAGGUGAGGGGAGUGAGUCGGGAGACGAGACCUACGGCCUCGAGGACGAUCCUUGGGGAGACCGUAAGGGCAGGAGUGGGGGUGGAGGGAUCAUGGGCGCCGUGGCGGGGUACGUGACUGGCAAGCAGGGGAGAAUGACGGACGAAGAGAUUGAGCUUGAGGCUAGGAGGGCGAAGGAGGAGAGUAGGCGUGAGGCGGAGCGCAUACUUGCUUCGGAACGGAAUGGGCGGAAGGUGUCCCAGUCGCCGAACGAGAUUGACCGCCAGAAUAUGGAAGAUGAGGUGCUACGCAUGCUACAGUCUUCUGGCCCGCCUGUCACCAACCCCCAAGCGCCCGCGCCCACGACGCCCAGCACGCCCAAGUCGGGCAACCCCUCCUGGUGGACGGCGGCCAGAGCCCGCCUAACGCCAAACAAAGACCGGUCUCUCCAGCCCCAGUUGGACGAGACCGGCAAAGAGCUCACCCCAGCGCAGCAGAUCGCGCUCGAGUCGCGCAGGCUGAGGAAGAGGAGCGGGUCCGCUGGUGCGGCGGGGGCACAGAAGGGAACGAGCUGGUUCUCGUCCCGCUCAGAGGACAAAGAUAAGGACAAGGAAGGGAAGGCCUGGCCCGCCAAGGGGGACAAAGCUGACGACCCGGCCUUCGCCCUCCUGAACGGAACUGCAGGGCGUAUGUCGCUCGACGGCCCACCUACGACUGGCCCGCCGGACCACUCGCGUCCGCGCACGCAGAGUCUUCCCCCUCCCCGUCCAUCUCAGGCGUCCGGUGGACUCUCCGCCCCUGGCACACCACUCCACGCACCUCCUCCAUUGGGGAACCAGCGCUCUCCAGCCCCGUCAUUCCUCUCCGCCGCCCCUCGCUCGCCCUACCUCUCCCACACUCCCACCGGUGCCCUAAACAUUCCCGAAUCGGUCCAAUCCAUGGCUGCCCGGCUGGAAAAGCUCGAGCGGUGGACCGUAGCCCACGUCCGUGCCCUAGAGGACCGCAUGCGCGAAGUGGAAGAAUACAUCGUCGGCCGGGAAUCUGCGUGGGACGGGGCAGAACAGGGUGUUCGUCAGCUUCGCCAUGGGCUCGAAGAGCUUAAGAACGUUACGACCGCUCUGAGGGCCUCGGCUCCUCCGGCACCGGAGGAUACGGAACUGGGCAGGGCGAUCAAUAGCGCUUGGAGGAAGGAACAUGCUUUGCCUCCUGAGGGGGAGGUGAGGGAGAGUAGGGUUGCGAGGGUGGUCUCGGGUGUGAAGAGUAGUGAGGAUGACUUGAGGGCGAGGGCGAAGGGUGAGAAGGCGGAGGUGGCGGAGAAGCCUACCCCUGCCCCUGCUCGCCCUCUCUCCCGCACUCCUAUUCCUGCGCCUGUGCCCGUUCAGGGAAGACUGGCAGCCCCCAAGGUAGAAGAAGACCGCGUGAGUCUGACAGGACUCGCGGACACCCUUACGGACUAUAGCAAGAUGUUCCUCUCUGGCACCGAUCCGGCUGACGUCUCCCGCAACACGUCCCUCGCGAGGAGCGACGUUUCCGGCCGGACGGGAGACUCAGACGCCGAGGUUUAUGGUCUUCCUGAGGGUCACCACGAACACCACCAGAGCCAAGGAGAAGAGACGGAGGAGGAAGCAGAGGAGGGCGACGCAGCUAGCAGCAUCGCUUCCGACGCGACGGAAGCCGCGCAUUCGCUGCAUUCCGGAUCUGGCUCGGCAGAGGACACAGCUCCGCAUACCCCGCCUCCAGCUGCUCUUUCCCUUCCUGCCGGGAAAGACAGCCUCAACCUCAACCCCGCUCUGGACGGGAGCGCGAUCCCC